Messenger RNA from Anneissia japonica, 2265 nucleotides. Its product is annotated as protein PRRC1-like. Gene Ontology annotation, molecular function: protein kinase A regulatory subunit binding. NCBI's taxonomy places the organism in Eukaryota, Metazoa, Echinodermata, Crinoidea, Comatulida, Comatulidae. Gene Ontology annotation, biological process: activation of protein kinase A activity. The record is from RefSeq and is a predicted model, not a curated record. The coding region runs from base 96 to 1250 and encodes 384 amino acids. Gene Ontology annotation, cellular component: cytoplasm. The transcript has 7 exons.
CAGCAAUGACAUCACAAACCACGUACUGAUUGAUUGCACUACGUUCAGCAGGCGGCCAAUACAAGUUUUCUGUAAUAAAGGCAUAAGGUAUUAAUAUGAUGGAAGAGUUGGGUGACAAAGAAGGAGUAGGAACGUCACAGUUAGCUGGAACACCAGCCCCUGAUCCGGUGAUAUUACCAUCAACUAUUUCAAGCACUAUUCCAGACAAUAGCAUAAAUCUCCCACAGUUUUUUACACCACCACCAUCGCAAGGUAGCCCCCAAAUAUUCACACCAUCGAUGAUGGCUGGCGCUGCUGCAGGAAUGACGGACGUUUCAACCCCAGUUAUGCCCCCACCACAACCAGCAGCAAACUUUGCACAGUCACCUCCACCAGUGGGUAUGUCACAGCAUACGUAUGGAUAUCAAAGUCAAGCAGAUCCUCACAGUAAAAGCACAAUGCAGAGUCCUUCACUCCAGCAAACACACCACAGUGAAAGCGCUUCAAUCAAUGUACCAUUUGAUGCAACACCAGACAUGCAACAAAACCAACACCAGCAUCAAACUGGUGAAGGCAGUGGGUUAUUCUUUGGCUGGGGAUCCAGUAUAGUCAAGAAAGUCAUGGAAAAAACAAAGAGCUCAGUUGAUACCAUGAUCACUACCCUCGAUCCAGGGAUGGCACCAAUAAUACAUUCUGGUGGUGAUGUAGAGGUAAUUGUAGCGUCGGACAAGGAAGUGAAGGUGGCAGCAGUGAGAGACGCCUUUCAGAAGGUUUUUGGCCGAGCAACCGUGUUUGGUCAAGCGAGCAGCUCAAAUAUUGCACCACAGCCAGAAGGCUAUGCGGCAGGAUUAAAAGGAGCCGAGGAACGAAUUGAAAAUCUGAGGAGAAAUGGAUUAGUGGAUGAUAAACAGUGUGUAGUUGCUGUUGAGAGUUUCAUAGUGGAACUGUUACCGGACAAGUGGUUUGAUAUCGGUUGCAUAGUAUUACAAGAUCCUACAUACAACAUAAAUUUAGAAGUAUUCACGCAAGCUACUCCCAUUGCAUGUCAGUACGUUCAACAAGCUCAGACAAAUACACCACCGGACUACAAUCUCAGAUGGUCUGGAUUAGCGGUAACUGUAGGCGAGGUCAUCGAACGAAGUAAUCCGGGGAUAAACCGAACGGAUUGGCAUUACUCCUUCACAGGAAUGUCGCGUAGAGAUAUGAUCUUCAGCAGUGCUGUAAUGUUAGCGGGCCUUUACAAACAAAGUUUGCCUUAUAAGUCACGGUAAGAUGCAUUACCUGGUAAAUGUUGUCAGUCAAAAGGCAACACAUUGUUACAAAGAAACUUUGAUUGAAAAGGAGCCUUGCUGUUGUAGUUUUGGACUUAUUUAUCUUGGGAUACACAUAAAAAAGAAAAAGCAAAGAUAACCAUAUAUUUAUAUUUAUAUGAAAAUUGAAUUUGUACUGUAGAAUAUCAGCAUUCUGUAGUAUGUAUGAAAAUUGAAUGAAUUUGUAAUUAAAGUUUUCAUUGGAUAAGCAAACCAAAGCUACUAAGCAAAAUAUUGAGCUGCUGUAGUUGACUUCUGACCUUUACUAGAGUACUUAACUUGCUGAAAAGAAUUUUGUAAGCUUUGUUGAUUUCUCUACAAAUUUAAUUGUAAGAUAAAUGUUAUUGUCUAAUAUGACACUGACAGUUUGUUUUUUUCCUUAUUCAUUGAUUAUUUCUUAACAUAAAACUAUGUAAGAGAAAUAAACUAAAAUAUGUAUUGCAGUCGUUUGCAGGACUAAAUAAAAUAAAACAUGCUAUUCAGUUUAAUUUAAAAUUAAAUGAAUAUUAUUUUACAUUUCUUCAUAUUUAUCAAAAAUUACACUACAAAAGAUUGCAUAAUUAUGCAACUUCUGCCUUAUUUUUAAAUGCCAAAUUGUUAAUAGUUGAAUUUAUUGUAUCUGUGAGAGAGAAUAAUUGUGUACUUUCGUGCUAAUGAGGCCUGUAACCAGGAUGUAAAUGGUGAAUUUUUCAUCAUUUUGAUGUUUUUUGAUUCAUGGAAAAGGGGUGGUUUGUUUGGCUUACUGGUGGUGUUCGCUUUAAAAAGGGGUUUGGCCGAACCAUAGAACCCCCUCCUGGUUAUAGGCUUGUAAAGCUGAUGAGUUUUGAGGUGAUGAUAUAAAAGAACAUAUUGUAGACAGAGAAAGUAUUAAUGUUUCAUUUUGGUGUUUUUCUAUUCAGUGGAUAUAGAGUGUUAUCAAGGACAGAUUUACCCACAAAAAGAUCAGCAACAAUGACAAUAUAAUUGAAUAUAUAAA